Molecule: messenger RNA, 1828 nt
Organism: Oncorhynchus keta (chum salmon)
Lineage: Eukaryota; Metazoa; Chordata; Actinopteri; Salmoniformes; Salmonidae
Product: hepatocyte nuclear factor 6-like
Exons: 2
Coding region: 178-1512 (444 amino acids)
Biological process (GO): regulation of transcription by RNA polymerase II
Cellular component (GO): nucleus
Molecular function (GO): DNA-binding transcription factor activity, RNA polymerase II-specific; RNA polymerase II cis-regulatory region sequence-specific DNA binding
Source: RefSeq, a predicted model, not a curated record
UCUGUCGCGGGCAACUGAACGCUUUAAAUCAUGCUGUAUUGACUGAAGAGAGGCUAGUACAAUCAAUGGCUUGGCUUUGAAAUCGUUCACAAUUUAUUGGAAAGGAGUGUGUGAGACGGGGGAGAGGGAGCGCGCGAGAGAGGAGAAAGAGAGGUGGAAAUAAAGAUUAUUUAAACGAUGGAACUUACAAUGGAAAACAUUGGAAAUCUGCACGGCGUAUCUCACUCUCAUCAAACGGGUGACUUAAUGAACUCUCCGCACCACGCACGGCAGUCCUUGGCGUCGCAUCGGAACUUGGUGUCACACGGACGUUCAGCCAUGGUGUCCAGUAUGGCCUCAAUAUUAGAUGGAUCUGGGGAGUAUCGCACAGACCAUGCAUUGUCCGGUCCCUUGCACCCCGCAAUGACCAUGUCCUGCGACUCCGGGAUGACCAUGAGUAGCACUUACACUACGCUGACGCCGCUGCAGCACCUGCCCCCCAUAUCCACAGUCUCGGAUAAAUUUCACCACCAUCCCCACCCGCACACCCACCACCACCCGGCGCACCAGCGACUCGCCGCCGGCAACGUCAGUGGCAGCUUCACCCUGAUGCGGGACGACAGGAGCCUUGCCUCGAUGGGCAAUCUCUAUGGCCACUACCCUAAAGACAUGUCCGGCAUGUGCCAGUCGCUGUCCCCUCUUUCCAACGGCCUCGGGUCUUUGCACAACUCUCAGCAGACUCUUUGCGCUUAUGGUCCUGGCGCCCACCUCUCCAACGACAAAAUGCUCUCGUCCGGAGGCUUCGAGUCUCACGCAGCGAUGCUGUCCCGGAGCGAGGACCACCUAAACCGGGGAUUGGGGGGGCACGGGGCCGGGAUCAUGUCAUCCCUGAACGUUAUGCCCCAUCAUAGCCAUCCGCACUCUCAGGCUAACGGGUCCAUGCUCUCUGAUCGGGAGAGGCAGGCGGCGGGGGGCGGGCAGGGAGGUGGUUCGGGGCAGGUGGAAGAAAUAAACACCAAGGAGGUGGCACAGCGAAUAACGGCGGAGCUCAAGCGCUACAGCAUUCCCCAGGCAAUCUUCGCACAGCGGAUCUUGUGUCGGUCCCAGGGAACCCUGUCUGACCUGCUGAGGAACCCUAAACCCUGGACUAAACUCAAGUCUGGACGGGAAACCUUCCGGAGGAUGUGGAAGUGGCUGCAGGAACCCGAGUUCCAGAGAAUGUCGGCGCUCAGACUAGCAGCCUGCAAGCGCAAGGAGCAGGAGCAUCACAAAGACCGCAACAUGGUGCCAAAAAAGCAGCGGCUGGUCUUCACGGACCUGCAGCGCCGCACACUCAUCGCCAUCUUCAAGGAGAACAAGCGCCCGUCCAAGGAGAUGCAGAUCACCAUCUCCCAGCAGCUGGGCCUGGAGCUCAACACUGUCAGCAACUUCUUCAUGAAUGCCCGGCGCCGCUGCGUGGACCGCUGGCACGACGAGCACAGCACCAGCCCCGGCCAGCCGGGCACCUCGGCCACCACUUUCUCCAAGGCCUGAGACGCCCGGGGGGAGCCACGGGGUGGCAUUGGGAUGGGGAGGUGGUACCUCCUGUAUCCCACUUCGUUCCCAAUAACCAUGUUGAUGCCUCCUCAUUCGUGCCAUGCAACCAUGUCUUGGUCAGUCGUAACUGUAACCACCACGAUCCUGAACAUCUCACCACUGGACUGUUAUGAAGCAAGUGAAACGUAAAGGUAACAUGUAGUCAGGUCCACACAAGGACAAUCAUUUUUUUCUCUCGAUUGAAUCAGCUUUCUGUUGAUGGUGUCAGUCCAUUUACACUACAGACACAAUGACAUGUUGCUUUGUUUAAACA